This is a messenger RNA of Anthonomus grandis grandis, 1514 nucleotides long. Its product is annotated as L-asparaginase-like. The record is from RefSeq and is a predicted model, not a curated record. Gene Ontology annotation, molecular function: asparaginase activity. Gene Ontology annotation, biological process: amino acid metabolic process. NCBI's taxonomy places the organism in Eukaryota, Metazoa, Arthropoda, Insecta, Coleoptera, Curculionidae. The coding region runs from base 371 to 1465 and encodes 364 amino acids. The transcript has 9 exons.
ACCAUUGACAGAUGACUUAAUCGUAACACGGUUGCCAUACAUAUUAUACAGUUGUCACAUUUUUUGAACUUGGCGCCAAUUAAUAAAUAACCAAUUUUGAACACUAUUAUUAAGUUCUAGGUUAACUAUGACACUCUCAAACGAUUUUUUUUUCAAAUAAAUAAUAAUAUGCAAAUUUUAAUAAUUAUUGCAAAAAUCAAUAACGGCGCGUAGGCGCAUUGCACGUGGCCACGCUCCGUUAUCCUUACGCCCAUAUUAGCUGUAACUGCUGUAACCGCGUUUGCUAUAAACACAAAUCUGAUUUAUUGUCCAAAACAGCUUACCUGUUGCAUAGUAAGUUCAACAAGUCUCCCUUAAUCGAUACUACGGCAUGUCUGACCCAGCGGAGUUGCGAAAAGUGCUGGUUUUCUACACCGGAGGCACCAUUGGCAUGAAAAGAAACGACCAUGGAGUAUUGGUACCGGCUUCGGACGUGUUCGUCAAAAAAAUCCGUUCGUGUCCCGAGCUACACGACCCGGAACUAGCCGAAGCUUAUUGCGUAAGAGAGCACGAACUAAUCACGAAAAUACCCAGUUGCCCCGGACCGAUAACUUAUCAAGUGAGAGAGUACCAUCCGUUGUUGGACUCGAGCAACGUCAGCCCUAGGGAGUGGGUUAUUAUUGCCAAAAAUAUACAAGAAAAUUACAAUGAAUUCGAUGGUUUCGUGGUGUUGAAUGGCACCGACACCCUGGCCUACACCUCCUCGAUCCUCUCGUUCAUGUUCAAGAACUUGGCUAAGCCAGUGGUGAUCACCGGGGCACAAAUCUCGAUUUUUGAGGAUCCCAGCGAUGCCAAGAUGAACAUCUUGUCCUCUUUGACCUUCGCUGGAUGCUCGGAUAUACCCGAGGUGUGCGUUUACUUUGGGAGUAAAUUGAUGAGAGGUAACCGGGUGCGGAAAGUUCACACUUCGCAGUUGGACGCGUUCGAGUCCCUUAAUUAUCCCGUAUUGGCCGAGACUGGCAUGCAUAGCCGCAUUCAUCGCGGUAACACCUUACAGAAAUCCGAACGAGGUCCUCUAAUCAUCCAUAACAAGUUAUGCGAAGCAGUUGGAGUUUUAUUCAUAUUUCCCACGCUAACACGUACCCAGCUGCUGUCAUUCUUGGAACCGACCUUGGAGGGUGUGGUCCUAGUAACCUACGGCUCAGGUAACAUCCCCUCGCACCGCCAAGACCUCUUGGACGUGCUACGUAACGCCGUGGGAAGAGGAAUCGUCGUUGUGAAUGUGACUCAGUGUGCCCGAGGGCCCGUUAGUGUCAGUUAUGAAACCGGAAGAUGUUUACAAGAAAUUGGAGUCGUAUCUGGGCAUGAUAUCACUAUAGAGGCCGCUUAUGCUAAAUUAGUGGUCGUGUGUGGUAUGGUGAGGACCUCUGAGGAACGCACUGAGCUUAUGAAGCAAGUUCUACGAGGCGAAAUGACCCUUCUGUAAUGUUCGAAAAAUAUUGUUUAGAAUUAAUAUAAAUCCAUACUUAAUGUAA